Messenger RNA from Hylaeus volcanicus, 979 nucleotides. Its product is annotated as myb/SANT-like DNA-binding domain-containing protein 3. The transcript is spliced from 3 exons. Bases 100 to 972 code for a protein of 290 amino acids. NCBI's taxonomy places the organism in Eukaryota, Metazoa, Arthropoda, Insecta, Hymenoptera, Colletidae. The record is from RefSeq and is a predicted model, not a curated record.
UUCUCUCUGUACAAUGAUUUUAGCCAUUAAGUUGUGCUUCCAUCGAAAGAUAAACAGUAGAAGUCGGCGACGAUAGUCUAGCAUUUCCACCGCUUUAAAAUGGCUUCGUCGCUGAAGAGUACACGAAAAACGUACAGUUUCGAGGAACGCAAGAUUCUGAUCGCGUUGAUAAACAAAUACGAGGACAUAGAAGAGAAGAAGUCCGAUCCUGUAUCAAUGUGCAAACGGAAAUCAGCCUGGUCUCAACUUGCCAACGAAUACAACUCGAUGGUAGGUCCGCAAGGCGUGCGUUCCGCUGUACAAUUAAGGCGCUGCUGGGAAAACAUGAAAGCUUGCAAACGAAAUCGGGAGGAAAAGAAGUUACGGGUCUCGAAGAGUUUCUGCCAGCUGUCCAAGGAUCACGCACGGUCAAAAUACUGGGAGAAUAGAAACUCCGUGACGGAAGCCCCCAUAUCUGGUAGCGUGGGGUUGCCCCCAAACGUCAUGUUCGAGCCCAAGGAAUCUGAACCUUUUACCUUGCAAAGUGUCCAUACCGUGAAACCUUCGAGGAAAAAUUCAAAAGACGAAAACUAUUGUAAAGAUUCAGAUUCUCUCAUCAAUAAAGUCGAUCCUCACCAUUUACCCCACGGUCCCAUGGGCGAUUGUUACGACAAAUCAGUCCAAAAUUCGAAUUCCCCAACCAUAGAAAACACACCCGAAGGAAAUGAUAAGAUUUAUAAAUCGAACCCAAGGCAAACAUUGAUCUCGCCUUCGAUCGUUCACGAGCAGCCUCGUAAAGCGAAAAGAUCUCUGCAUAGAGAGGAGGAACUCCACUCGUUGGCCCUGUCGGAAGCACAGAUGAAGGUCGACAUCGCUGCUAUGUUGAAAGAGGAGGCUCGGAUUAAAUUGGAAGAGGCUCACUAUCGCAAAGAGGAAGCCAGACUGAGGAUGGUUCUUUUCACGUACAAGCUCGAUCGAAUAAAAGAGGAUUGACUCGGGG